GCGCGGCGCUGCAGCUUUUUCUGCGGGCUCCGCGGCGCGCCCCUCCUCAUCGCAGCGCUCCUGGGCACGCGGCGGUUCUCCGCCAGCUUCCCGAGGGCCAGGCGCGGGCAAGCCGGUUGCGAAGACACCCUGGGCAGCACCUCAGAUUGAGAUCCCAGAAAAUAUACGUGUUUUAGGAGAAUAAAGGAAAUUUGUGUACUUUAUUGUUGGCUUCCAAAGAUUACUAACUUUUAUCUGUGUGAACUGCCUUGGCUAUCCUGCUACUCUUGCUGCUGCUUCCGUUAUUGCCUUCUUCAGCAAAAUAAGGCUUUCCAAAGCCAAAGAAUAACAAGAAAUAAACACCACUAUAGAAGCCUUGCCAUUAUGAAACUUAAGCUAAAUGUGCUCACCAUUAUUUUGCUUCCUGUCCACUUGUUGAUAACAACAUACAGUGCCCUUAUAUUUAUUCCAUGGUAUUUUCUUACCAAUGCCAAGAAGAAAAACGCUAUGGCAAAGAGAAUAAAAGCUAAGCCCACUUCAGACCAACCUGGAAGUCCAUAUCGCUCUGUCACACACUUCGACUCGCUAGCUGUCAUAGACAUCCCUGGAGCAGACACUUUGGAUAAAUUAUUUGAUCACGCCGUGUCCAAGUUUGGGAAGAAGGACAGCCUGGGGACCAGGGAAGUACUAAGUGAAGAAAAUGAAAUGCAGCCAAAUGGAAAGGUUUUUAAGAAGCUAAUUCUUGGGAAUUAUAAAUGGAUGAAUUAUCUUGAAGUGAACGAAAGAGUGAAUAACUUCGGCAGUGGACUCACUGCCUUGGGACUAAAACCAAAGAACACCAUUGCCAUUUUCUGUGAGACCAGGGCCGAAUGGAUGAUUUCAGCACAGACCUGCUUUAAAUACAACUUUCCUCUCGUGACUUUAUAUGCCACACUUGGCAAAGAAGCUGUAGUUCAUGGAUUAAAUGAAUCUGAGGCGACCUAUCUGAUCACUAGUGUUGAACUUCUGGAAGGUAAACUUAAGACUGCAUUGCCAGAUAUUAAUUGUGUUAAACAUAUCAUUUAUGUGGACAAUAAGUCUAUCAAUAAAGCAGAAUACCCUGAAGGAUUUGAGAUUCACAGCAUGCAAUCAGUAGAAGACUUGGGAUCCAAACCAGAAAACUUGAGCAUUCCCCCAAAUAGACCAACCCCGUCCGACAUGGCUAUCGUCAUGUACACCAGCGGCUCCACUGGAAGACCAAAGGGCGUGAUGAUGCAUCACAGCAAUUUGAUAGCCGGAAUGACAGGCCAGUGUGAGAGGAUUCCUGGACUGGGACCAAAGGACACAUACAUUGGCUACUUGCCUUUGGCUCAUGUACUAGAAUUGACAGCAGAGAUAUCUUGCUUUACCUAUGGCUGUAGGAUUGGAUAUUCUUCUCCACUGACACUCUCUGAUCAGUCCAGCAAAAUUAAAAAAGGAAGCAAAGGAGACUGUACUGUGCUAAAGCCCACCCUCAUGGCUGCUGUUCCGGAAAUUAUGGAUAGAAUUUACAAGAAUGUUAUGAGCAAAGUCCAAGAGAUGAAUUAUAUCCAGAAAACUCUUUUCAAGAUAGGGUAUGACUACAAAUUGGAACAGAUCAAGAAGGGAUAUGACGCACCACUGUGCAACCUGAUACUGUUUAAAAAGGUGAAGGCCCUGCUGGGAGGGAAUGUCCGUAUGAUGCUGUCGGGAGGUGCCCCACUGUCUCCUCAGACACACCGGUUCAUGAACGUGUGCUUCUGUUGCCCAGUGGGUCAGGGCUACGGACUGACAGAAUCGUGUGGCGCGGGCACAGUCACUGAAGUUACUGACUAUACUACUGGCAGAGUUGGUGCCCCUCUCAUCUGCUGUGAAAUUAAGCUAAAGGAUUGGCAAGAAGGCGGUUAUACAAUUCACGACAAGCCAAACCCCAGAGGUGAAAUCGUAAUUGGCGGACAGAAUAUCUCCAUGGGAUAUUUUAAAAACGAAGAGAAAACAGCAGAGGAUUAUUCUGUGGAUGAAAAUGGACAAAGGUGGUUUUGCACUGGUGAUAUUGGAGAAUUCCAUCCCGAUGGGUGUUUGCAGAUUAUAGAUCGUAAGAAAGAUCUGGUGAAGUUGCAAGCUGGAGAAUAUGUCUCUCUUGGGAAGGUAGAAGCUGCACUAAAGAAUUGUCCUCUUAUUGAUAACAUCUGUGCUUUUGCCAAAAGUGACCAGUCCUAUGUGAUCAGUUUUGUGGUUCCUAAUCAGAAAAGGCUGACACUUUUGGCACAACAGAAAGGGGUGGAAGGAACUUGGGUUGAUAUUUGCAAUAACCCUGCCAUGGAAGCAGAAAUACUGAAAGAAAUUAGAGAAGCUGCAAACACCAUGAAAUUGGAGCGGUUUGAAAUUCCAAUCAAGGUUCGCCUAAGCCCAGAGCCAUGGACACCUGAAACCGGGUUGGUGACCGAUGCUUUCAAACUGAAAAGGAAGGAACUGAAGAACCAUUACCUCAAAGACAUUGAGCGAAUGUAUGGGGGCAAAUAAAAUGCAUUUCUCUGAUUUACAGUUGUGUAGGAGGUGGCCUGGUGGUUUAUCAGUUCUAGGAUUUUAAGCCUUUAUUGAAUUGUCUGUUAGAAUGUAAAGCAAAUCAUUCUAAAGACAUGGUAAUAAAACCAAAAGUGAUUAAAGUAGUUGUUGAGUCUUGCAUAGAUCUAGUGAAACUGAAAUUGAAAAGCCCUUUAGCUGUCUUAUUAAUUUUAGAGUGAAAAUUAUGUUUUUAAAAAUUAGUCUAGGAAAUAUUAGUUUUCUUAAAUAUAUGUAAUGUUGAACAACAUAAGCCGAAGUUGGAGUAGAAUGUAGUUUAAGGAAAUUUAUAGCUUCCAAUGUCUACUGUCUUCCUAGUUGAGGAGAAGAUUAAAUAUUAAGCAUGUCAAAAAAUUUGUAUUAACACUACUCAAAAGCAGAAGUGCUGGACGGCCUGAAAAUUUUUCUUCCAAGCCUUUAUCUUGAAGGGAAAAUUCAAUCAUAGUAUAAUAGACAGAAUCAUAUAAUAACCUUGGAACCCAUUUUAGGAUUCAUCAUGUUGCCUAUUUUAGACAGAGAAUCAUUGACUAUUGUGAAUAAUUAUGGUGCCUGGAGUAAGAAUAAAGCAACAUAAACACACCAAAAAAUACCUAGUAAUGUAUUUAAAGGGAACUUGAGCUACUUGAAACUUGCAGAUCUAAAAUCAGUAAGUAAUUAUUUGACCUAAGGAAAGUACAUUUUUCAAAAUGCUGAAAAUUGCGUUUCUACAUCUGUUCAAUGUAGAAGACUUGGCACCAAGAGUAAAGUGAUGGAAAGUCACUCAGAUUUGCUCAGGAAGCAUCGUCUCUGUUAGGAGCGGUGAUGAAAUCGUGACCAUGUGGAAUCAUGGUCCUUGCGCAGCACUGAACUUGGGGGAGUGAUUUAGAUGCUGCAUUUAUCAUUGAAAACAGGGACUGAUUUUAAAAUGUACUUGUAUCAAAUUAUGCUUGCAAUUGAAGACCUGUAGGUAGUUGCUGGUUUGAUUCCUGGCCAGUAGUUUGUGUUUCAGAAAGCCUUUCAUUUUGCUUUAAUUUCAGCAAAGCGGGUUAUGAUAAGACUUAGAGUGAUUAAUUAACUUGAAUGAAUUUUGGGAAACUACAGGGAAGAACUCACUGUUGCCACUUUUGUUUCUGUGUGUGAAGAGUUUAGAAACUGGAAAUGCUGGAUUUGGGAGAAGGAAGGUUACUCAAUAAGGAACUAAUUGUGCAGUAACUUGGGAGUGUGGAUUUCUUUUUGAAAUUUUAAUUAAAAUAUGGAAUUACAUAUUCCUGAGAGAUAUUCACACUUCAGUGAUAGUUACUGUAAAACAGCAAAAAUUCUUAAUACUGUUAUUCUUUGCACUUUUUUCUUAAUCAUUUUAUAUAUACAUAUAUAAAUAUGUUGCUUACAUAUAUAUAUGUUGCUUACAUUGCUUUGUACAGAUGUGAGCCACCACUGCAAUAAAAUUCAUUCUUUUUGCUCUCAAAUAUUUAUAAAGAGAAUAUUUAAAUGUUAUGUAUAUGGUGGUAAAAGGAAAACUUUUCAUCUGGUAUUAUAUGCAAGAAUGAAGGUCUUUUGUAAUGUUUCCUGUUCACUGUUCUGUGAUGUAAAAUUCAAGCAAGUUCUCCCUGAAGUUAUGUAUAUGUAAGUAUCCUCAUUCUUCCCAACUUGCCUUUGAAGAGUGAAAAUCUAUUAUUAAGUAGACUACUAUUCAGCUUCUCCUGGCUCUGGCCCACUCUUGAUCUCUUACGGAUGAUUUCCUGAGUGUUUUUCAAUAUGUGACUUCUUUUCCUUUUGGAAUGAUUUUAGAUAUGUGCGUGCCUGCAUACUCAGAUACUUGCACCCCCACCUCACCCACCCCAUCUCCCAAAAGCUAGAACACUGCCAACUAAGCUGUUGUAUAGGUCCUUUAGAAACAUGUCAUUAACACUUUUAAGGUUGGGUGCUGCUAAUUCUUUGUGAAAAUCCAAAAAUUGUUAAGGGACCAGGGAGAUGCCACUACCCCCUGAUUUUUCAUCUAAAAAUAUACAUGUUUAUGUGAAACAGACUUUCCAUAUUCAUAUAGUAACUUUGAAAAUAUUUCAACCUAAAGAUUUUGAUCCUACAUUUUUAUACCUGUUUAAAUUGUUCACUGUUACUGUUACAUCAGCCAUUAAAGUUGUACUUUUAAAAUUUACUAUGUUUAUGUACAUUUCUAAGUCAGACACUUGAGAUUUUUUGCUUUGAUUACAUGAAAGUAUCUUGCCUCCUUGAUCUUUGCGUUCAUUGCGUUUUUCUAGAGUGGAGGUGUGAUAAUGAUUUUUCAGAACUGAAAUACAGAUGAAUGAUUCAAAGUCAGUGAAUGAAGAGUAGUGUUUCUUUGGUCAUUAAGACUGACUAAUAAUGCUGUAUCUUCCUGAUAAAAUGAUAAGUGUUUCUAAGUUAACAAGAUGAGAACAAGUUAAAGCGUGUGUGGUCUUUUUUUGAUAGAGAGAAAUAUUUUGAUUUUCAAAUGUAGUUGCAAAUUAGAACGUAUUCAUAUUUGUAUUUUCUGUUGAAAUGCACGAUUGCAGAAUUGUCACUUAGAUUUUUGUGUUUAUUGAUGAAAAGCUUUGUUCUUGUUUUUAAGUUUGCACUCAAAUCUUAAAUAAAUCCACUCAUGU
This is a messenger RNA of Condylura cristata (star-nosed mole), 5138 nucleotides long. RefSeq names its product acyl-CoA synthetase long-chain family member 4 (gene ACSL4). Gene Ontology annotation, cellular component: lipid droplet; endoplasmic reticulum; plasma membrane. Lineage: Eukaryota; Metazoa; Chordata; Mammalia; Eulipotyphla; Talpidae. The record is from RefSeq and is a predicted model, not a curated record. Gene Ontology annotation, molecular function: arachidonate-CoA ligase activity. The transcript has 16 exons. The coding region runs from base 364 to 2499 and encodes 711 amino acids. Gene Ontology annotation, biological process: long-chain fatty-acyl-CoA metabolic process; long-chain fatty acid metabolic process; neuron differentiation.